UUGGUCAACAAAUUCUUAAUUAUAUCCUAAUCAUAUUUGUUUCUUUUGGAAAGGAAGUAAAGAUCAGUUAAAAUAGUUAAUCCGGGUAAAGAUCCGAACCGGGCCAAAUUAUAGGAAGAUCAUCUCCCUCCUCCGUCUGCAUCUCAUUCAAUUCAGACCAAUUCGAUGGAGGUUGGCGGCGAAGUUUCACCGGAAACCGCGAUAUCUCGAUGGAAGUUGGGGCUAUCGCAGCAGUAUCAGCACAUGCUCGACAAGACCACCCCGCACGUACUACGGCGUUGGGUUGGUUGCUUGGUGGUGGCCUCCAUCUACGUCCUCCGUGUCUACCUGGUGGAGGGCUUCUACAUCGUCUCCUACGCUCUCGGCAUCUACAUCCUCAACCUCCUCAUCGGUUUCCUCUCCCCUCAGGUCGAUCCCGAGGUUUACGACGACGGCCCCACCCUCCCUACCUCCGGAUCCGAUGAGUUCCGCCCUUUCGUUCGCCGUCUUCCCGAGUUCAAAUUCUGGUACUCGAUCACAAAGGCCUUUUGCAUUGCAUUUGUGAUGACUUUCUUUAGUGCGUUUGAUGUUCCUGUCUUCUGGCCAAUACUUCUCUUCUAUUGGGUGGUCCUAUUCACGCUCACUAUGAGGAGACAGAUAUCCCACAUGAUCAAAUACAAAUAUGUACCGUUCUCAUUUGGGAAGCAGCGCUAUACUGGAAAGAGAGCAUCAGCUGAAAGCAAGAGCCUUCCGGAGGACUGAUAAUUCAGUUUCAUUGAACUUUAUUUGCUGCAUUUAAGUCACAACCUCACAUAUGGCGUGAUAUCAUCUGCAGUAUGUUGUAACACCUUGAGAAAUAUGAGGAUGUGAGAUUGCUUUGAGGUCUAGCAUGGAAGUGGACAUCUAGAUGUUCAAUUCCCAAUUGAGCAACUGUUUGGACAUCUUCAAUGUCUCUGCACCCUAGUAGAAGACUUAGUUAUGGGGAGAUGCUGGGUUUUUUCCUUUGCAUCCCCCUUCUAGUGAAGUCCUUUUUCUUUAGUUUCUGUUUCUAAUAGGUGGGCAAGUGCCAAACUCUGAUUGCUGAAUUCAUGGUCGAAUAAUGAGAAGUAUACAAAAAUCAAUGUAGUUGGAAUCCCCUUCAUUGUUUGCUAUGGGGUUAUACUGAUCUGUUCUUCCCCAUUGUAUCUUCAGCUGCAAUUAAAUGCAAGUCUUCUGGAAGUUAUCUGA
Messenger RNA from Lotus japonicus, 1206 nucleotides. RefSeq names its product protein RER1A-like. NCBI's taxonomy places the organism in Eukaryota, Viridiplantae, Streptophyta, Magnoliopsida, Fabales, Fabaceae. The transcript has 3 exons. The record is from RefSeq and is a predicted model, not a curated record. Gene Ontology annotation, cellular component: Golgi membrane. Gene Ontology annotation, biological process: retrograde vesicle-mediated transport, Golgi to endoplasmic reticulum; protein retention in ER lumen. Bases 166 to 741 code for a protein of 191 amino acids.